Messenger RNA from Propithecus coquereli (Coquerel's sifaka), 743 nucleotides. RefSeq names its product PDZ and LIM domain 4 (gene PDLIM4). Gene Ontology annotation, cellular component: Z disc; filamentous actin; stress fiber. Gene Ontology annotation, molecular function: actin binding; muscle alpha-actinin binding. The transcript has 5 exons. NCBI's taxonomy places the organism in Eukaryota, Metazoa, Chordata, Mammalia, Primates, Indriidae. The coding region runs from base 51 to 743 and encodes 230 amino acids. The record is from RefSeq and is a predicted model, not a curated record. Gene Ontology annotation, biological process: heart development; muscle structure development; actin cytoskeleton organization.
GGCGGCUGCUGCUCAGUGUCCGGCUCGGGCUCCGCUGCGGCUGCCCCGCGAUGCCGCACUCCGUGACCCUGCGCGGGCCUUCGCCCUGGGGCUUCCGCCUGGUGGGCGGCCGGGACUUCAGCGCGCCCCUCGCCAUCUCGCGGGUCCACGCUGGCAGCAAGGCUGCGCUGGCCGCCCUGUGCCCAGGAGACCUCAUCCAGGCCAUCAACGGUGAGAGCACAGAGCUCAUGACACACCUGGAGGCGCAGAACCGAAUCAAGGGCUGCCACGACCACCUCACGCUCUCCGUGAGCAGGCCUGAGGGCAGGAGCUGGCCCAGCAGCCCGGAUGACGGCAAGGCUCAGGCACUCAGGAUCCACAUCGACCCCGAGGCCCAGGACGCCAGUCCCGCGACCAGCAGGCGGCCCUCCGGCGCUGGGUUUGGGCCCGAAGACGGCAGAGCAAGCCUGGCAUCUCCGCAUGGGCAGCCCCCUCGCUUUCCUGUCCCCCAUAAUGGCAACAGCAACGAGGCCACCCUGCCAGCCCAGAUGAGCGCUCUGCACGUGUCUCCACCCCCCAGCGCCGACCCCGCCAGAGGCCCCCCGCGGAGCCGGGACUGCAGAGUGGACCUGGGCUCCGAGGUGUACCGGAUGCUGCGCGAGCCCGCCGAGCCCGCGGCCGCGGAGCCCAAGCAGUCGGGCUCCUUCCGCUACUUGCAGGGCAUGCUCGAAGCGGGCGAGGGCGGUAAGACCCCUGACCCCUGA